UCCGAGGAGAACAUCGGCGCGAGCCAGGCUCAGUCCGGGGCGCAUCGAUCAAUAAAUAACACGAUGACGACGAGGAUCUGGACGCUGUUGGCUGCGGCAGCUGUAGUCAUGGUGACGAUCGUUGACGAGGGAAUCUGCAAGACGCUCAGCCCGGCCGAAGGAUCGCACGUGGUACAAAUUGGUCAGAAGUUAGCAAACGGAAAGAUCGAACCGGUUUGCGGUGGUUCCUACAUCGGCAAAAAUGUUGUGGUUCUAGGAGCUCACUGCUUCAAUCGAAAUGGCAAUUCUCCAGACACGGUUCGCUUCCGAAAUGCUUACGGAGGAAGCACCGAUCUCCGCAUCUCCAACUUUACCCUACACUAUCGCUACAAGCCCCAAUUUGAUUACCACAACAUGGCGGUCGCGUUCCUCGAUCGUGACCCAAGGACCGCGAUCAACACCGUUAAACCUGCCUGCGUACUUAAGCCACACAUCAAGGGCAACAAAUCGGUGCAACUGAUCGGACUUAUCGGCAACCAGCUGGACAGAGCGGAUUUACAGACAGUUUCGUCCGAAAAGUGUCACGAGUACUACAACCCAAACCGGAAGUUGCGAUUCGGAGUUCUUCUGUGCUGUUUCUGCGCAAGAAAUGCCAACCUUAAGAAUUGCACGGAUCAACACAGCGCACCGCUGCAGGCGAUCGUCGCGCGCUCUGGCAAGCAGGUUCCGUUCCUAAUCGGGCACAAGUCGAUUGGGCGAUCGUGCGGAACGAACACUCCGGCCGUGUACACCCGGUACGGUUCGUACUACGAGUGGCUUGAAACUGUAACCGGGAUCAGUUUGGAUGAGAAAGAUUGCAUCAACCGAUACUGAUUUCACUCAAGGAUUCUCACGGGUAAAAUGUGAACGUUUAUUCAGGUAUAAAUAGUCUUACUAAGAGCUUUGGUAUUUUGGUCAAUAAAUUAAAGAAAUAAUUUAAAACUUAUUUAUUAAAAGUCCGGUG
Culex pipiens pallens (northern house mosquito) is the source of this 982-nucleotide messenger RNA. Its product is annotated as serine protease snake-like. The transcript has 6 exons. Bases 64 to 852 code for a protein of 262 amino acids. The record is from RefSeq and is a predicted model, not a curated record. Gene Ontology annotation, biological process: proteolysis. NCBI's taxonomy places the organism in Eukaryota, Metazoa, Arthropoda, Insecta, Diptera, Culicidae. Gene Ontology annotation, molecular function: serine-type endopeptidase activity.